CCUCGGCUACCUCCGGCAUCCCAGAAACGCAUCCGACCCGCAUCCUCAGGCUUCGGGGCACAGCGGAAUCCUCCCGGCCUCCCCGCCAGUUCGUGUACAUGGCGACCCCCACCCGGCCCCGAGUGCCCGGCCCCGAGGCCACUGUCUCUCGGACACUCCUGCUCUGCUGGGUCUUUCUCCAGGUGGCCGGAGCCACAGGCACUACAGAUGUAGUGGCAGCAUAUAAUUUAACUUGGAAAUCAACUAAUUUCAAGACAAUUUUAGAGUGGGAACCCAAACCCAUCAAUCAUGUCUACACUGUUCAGAUAAGUCACAGAUUAGGAAAUUGGAAAAGUAAAUGCUUCUACACAACAGAAACAGAGUGUGACCUCACUGAUGAGAUUGUGAAAGAUGUGACACAGACAUACAUGGCGAGGGUCCUUUCCUACCCGGCAGGUGCCACUGACUCUGCUGGGGAGCCUCCGUUCACAAACUCCCCCGAGUUCACACCUUACCAGGAAACAAACCUUGGACAGCCAGCAAUUCAGAGUUUUAGACAGGUUGGGACAAAACUGAAUGUAACUGUGCAGGAUGCACGUACCUUAGUCAGAAAGAACGGCACAUUCCUAAGCCUCCGGGAUGUUCUUGGCAAGAACCUAAGUUAUGCACUUUAUUAUUGGAAAGCUGCAAGUACAGGAAAGAAAACAGCCAAGACAAACACUAAUGAGUUUUUGAUUGAUGUGGAUAAAGGAGAAAACUACUGUUUUAAUGUUCAAGCAGUGAUUCCAUCACGAAGAACUAACCAGAAAAGCACAGAAAGUCCCACUGCGUGCACUAGCCAGGAGAAGGACACGUUCACAGAUGUGUUCAUCAUUGGAGCGGUGGUGAUCGUGGCCAUCAUCUUCAUCAUUGUCCUGUCCGUGUCUCUGCGCAAGUGCAGGAAGGCGAGAGCAGACAAGAACGGGAAGGAGAACUCCCCGCUCAACGCCGCGUGAGGAACGUGCCUUCAGAACUGCCCGCUGUAGCAGAGUUGACUUUGCACUGUGGCCAAGAACUUUUAAGAGGAUAGAAUAUAUGGAAAAACAAAUGAUCUGGGAGCAUAGAGACCCUUGGGUUCAAAGAAAGCGCUUUAUCUGACCUGUUCUCACAGUUAGCAUUCUGGUGUCAACAUCAGCAUAGACACUUGGGAAUGUAAAGAACGGUACAACCAAGUUUUUAAAUUUCUAUUUUAACACUAUGGCACCUUUUGCACAUAUUAUGCAUUAGACUGUAUAUUCUGUACCCAGGAUGAAACCAGAUCAUCUAAGCAGAAACUAAUGAACCAAGUGCCUUAAAAAACCCUGGGUGAGCUUUUGGAGAAUUUUCAAGAGGCUGCUUUCAAACCUCUUUAAACCUUGGUUCUUUAAUAAUAUAUGGUGUUUAGGAUCUUCUUCUUGAAUUCUUUUGGAGGUUCAAAACAAUUGGCAAACUUUUACGUGAACGUCUUAAGUGCAGAAGACUUCUAUUUGGGGCACUUUCCUAACAUGCAUUACAGUUUAGCACUUUAUCUGACUUAAAUGCUGUUGAUUAAACACUUGACAGCUAACUACAUUUUUAUAAGACUACUAUAAAAACUACAUGGAGUUUAUGAUUUAAGGUACUUCAAGCUUCUAUUGUCUACAUUGUAUAUAUUUACAUAAUUUUUUUAGAAAGGUCUUAUGGGAUUUUCUAUUUAUAAAGAUAAUAUUCUGUUUGUAUAUAUUGAGAUAAUUUAUUUAAUUACUUUUAUAUAAAUAAAGGUGACUGGGAAUUGUGA
Molecule: messenger RNA, 1774 nt
Organism: Manis pentadactyla (Chinese pangolin)
Lineage: Eukaryota; Metazoa; Chordata; Mammalia; Pholidota; Manidae
Gene: F3
Product: coagulation factor III, tissue factor
Exons: 6
Coding region: 99-974 (291 amino acids)
Biological process (GO): blood coagulation
Cellular component (GO): membrane
Molecular function (GO): protein binding
Source: RefSeq, a predicted model, not a curated record